This is a messenger RNA of Pieris macdunnoughi, 783 nucleotides long. The record is from the annotation of a GenBank genome assembly. Lineage: Eukaryota; Metazoa; Arthropoda; Insecta; Lepidoptera; Pieridae.
AUGCAAUCGCUGGUGGUGUUAUUCGCUCUCGCCUCCGUGGCAUGCGGCUCUUACAUCCCUCUGGCUCAGCCAGCAUACCAUUCCGCAAUUGUGCUGGAUCCUCACGGCCGCCCAUUGGAUACCGCCGAAGUGAUCAACGCUCGUGCUGCUCACCUGCAAGCUAAGGCUCUGGAGUCACACGCAGCUGUCGCAGUCGCUCCCGUGGCAGUCGCCCACUCAGUGGUUGCCCCCGCCUUGGUCGCCGCUCCCGGCGCCGUGUCUCACCAGUCCCGUGUUGAUGUCCGCACCAGCCCCGCCGUCUACGCUCACGCCGCUCCCGUAGCUGUAGCUUCUUACGGUGCAUACGCUGCACCUCUUCUCGGUCACUCCGCUCUCGGCUACGCCGGCCAUGGACACUACUUGGCCAAGCGUUCUCUGGGACACAUCGCCUACAGCGCCCCCAUCGUCCACGCCGUCCACGCUGCUCCCGCCGCCGUGUCUCACCAGUCCCGUGUGGAUGUUGUGUCCAGCCCAGCUUAUGUUUCACACGCCUACGCCGCCCCAGUAGUUGCCCAUGCUGCCCCAGUCGCCAUCGCCCCUGCUGCAGUCUCCCAUCAGUCCCGCGUUGACGUGCGCACCAGCCCCGCUGUUGUGUCCACCGUUGUUGCUGCUCCCGUAGCGCAUUCCGCUGUGUACGCCGCUCCCCUUGCGCAUUCUGCUGUCUACGCCGCUCCCCUUGCGCGUUCUGCCGUAUACGCUGCCCCAUUAGCACAUGGUUCUGGACAUUACGCCCAUGCCUGGUAA